Ipomoea triloba (trilobed morning glory) is the source of this 1864-nucleotide messenger RNA. Its product is annotated as protein root UVB sensitive 3. Lineage: Eukaryota; Viridiplantae; Streptophyta; Magnoliopsida; Solanales; Convolvulaceae. The coding region runs from base 73 to 1419 and encodes 448 amino acids. The transcript is spliced from 14 exons. The record is from RefSeq and is a predicted model, not a curated record.
UGAGACUGGGGUCUUGAUGAACGGAACUGAACUGAAACAGAAGAAAGUAACGGAUUCAAGUUUGACUCCGCCAUGAAAACACCGAAAGAAGAUGAGAAAAACCCAUCAAUAUCGAAGACAACAUCGGCGAUCAUUGUCGAAGAAUGGAACGGCACAACCUCAACUAAGCUUACCAAGACUGCCACCAUCUCUGUCUCCUCUUCUUCUUCUUCUCUUUCAAUACAAAAAUCAAGCAACCCAUUCACUCAUAUCUCUGGCAAAAUUCUCCAAGCUUUUAUACCCGAGGGGUUUCCAAACAGUGUGACUCCAGAUUAUGUACCCUUUCAAGUGUGGGACUUGUUGCAGGGGCUUUCAACUUAUGUGCGGAUGAUGCUGUCUACACAGGCCCUUUUAAGUGCCAUUGGUGUAGGAGAGAAAUCAGCUACUGUCAUUGGGGCUACAUUUCAGUGGUUUUUGCGGGAUCUAUCAGGAAUGGUUGGUGGCAUUUUAUUCACGUGUUACCAGGGUUCGAAUUUGGAUAGCAAUGCCAAAAUGUGGCGGUUGAUUGCAGAUUUCAUGAAUGAUCUUGGAAUGUUGAUGGACCUACUCUCUCCUUUACUCCCAUCAGCAUUUUUGUUCAUUCUAUGUUUGGGGAGCUUAUCAAGAUCAUUUACUGGUGUUGCUAGUGGAGCCACUAGAGCAGCUUUGACGCAGCAUUUUGCCCUUCAAGAUAAUGCAGCCGACAUAUCUGCAAAGGAAGGAAGCCAAGAGACUGUUGCAACAAUGAUUGGUAUGGCAUUCGGAAUGCUACUUGCUCGCAUCACUAAUGGACACGCAAUUGCCAUAUGGAUCUCGUUCUUGUCUCUUACCAUUUUCCAUAUGUAUGCAAAUUAUAAGGCCGUUAGUUGUCUUUCACUUACAACUCUUAACUGUGAAAGGAGCUCGAUUCUUCUGUCACAUUUCUUCAAGACCGGCCAAGUUCUCUCUCCAAAGCAGGUCUCGACCAUGGAGCAUAUUCUACCGUUAUGGAUGACCUCAUGGAGCCCUAAGAGUACUUUGCACAAGAAUGUUAGCUUAGGUGUGAGGAUUACUUCACUUAAAUUUCAUGAAAUGGAGGAACUCUUAAAGUCUGCUGGAUCUCAUUACAGAAAAGCUAAGUAUUUACUGCUGGAGAAAAAUGGAAUCAUCAGCAUUGUUGUGCAUAAAGAUUCAACAGCAGCAGAUAUCUUGCAGUCAUUCAUUCAUGCUCUUGUCAUGUCAAAACUUGCUGGCGAGAAGCGAGAUGUGCAUAUGGAGAGUGAAAUGUGGAUUGAAAAGCACUACAAAAUCUUCAUUUCAAAGCUUCAGUCAUCUGGUUGGAAAACCGAACGCCUUUUGUCACCUUCAAUUGGUUGGAGAGCAAACUGGUUAUUGGAGCCUUCUGAUGAUAAAGCGGACUAAUAGCAUUCAAGACUCAUCUGGAAGUCUCCUAGUUCCCGUUGAGAUCAGAUAUAUGGCAUAAUUCUAUUUCAUUCCAUGGGAAUUCUUAGGAUUUUGAGUUUCCAACUUUCUCGCUGUCACCGUGACUCUUGCAACAUAAAGACUGGAAACAAUUUCUUCGGUGAUCCUUUGAUUUUACACCGCUUGAAAUUCAUUAAUUAUUCUUACAGCCACCGUGACUUGGUAAGAGGAGUCACUUUUUGGGUUCAUCUUCCAGAAUCCAGAAUUACUUGAUAUGCUGUUCUGUCCAUGUAGAGGGAGCGCAAAAGGAUGGAGAUAAUGUGAAAGCAUCAUUGCGUAACAUAUUAGGAUAUAACAACCAGAGUGUAUCUCUCAUUGUGGUUUAUAACUUGAUACUUUGUAGUCUUUCUGAGAAAUAAAAUUGUUGUUGAAUGGUGUUCAUUGA